CAAAUACGCGGUCACACUGUUACUUGUGUUAAAUUAAAUAAAUAAAUGCCUUUAAGUCACAAAUAAAUAUGGAACCAGCGCAGGCCCCCACGCCGGCUGAGACAAGGAGUGAAGAGAAGGCGUCUGCGAAGGAGCCUGGACAGAUAGAUACCCAUCCGGAGGGAGAAAACAGAAACGACAGUGGAGGUGGGGACGUGGAGCAGCAUCUGGAAUGGAAUAAAAUAGAGCAGACUGCUGAGAGAGAGCCAACAAAGGCGAUAGCGGAUGCAGAUAAACCAGUUGGGGCCAAGAAUGAGGCCGAACUCGUUGAGCAUUUGAAGGCAGCGGUGCUGGAGCAAGUGCCUGUCCAGGAUGAAGCCCCAUCGGAGAUCAGCAUGCGGUUCAGGGACCUGCAAGUCCAGGAUCAGGAACAGAAUCACACAAAGUCUCCACAAAACGACAUACUGUCCCAUGUGCACUGUCUGGCCCAGUUGGAGGAGCAACGACGGAGCUACGAGCAGCAGAUGGAGCAGCUGCGGACUGCCAAUGCACAGAAGGACAACAUGAUGACGCUUCUGCAGCGCGAGAACGCCAUCUUGGACAAGGAGAAGCAGGCCUUUCGCAAGGAAAUGGAUAUGGCCAACAAGGAGAAGGAGACCACAGUCAUAAAGUUUGCCAUGAAGGAGAAACUACUCAUCGAUGCCAAAAAGGAGAAGGAGGCGGUGGACAAGCAGUUGGCGGACACCAAGAAAGAGGUGAAGAAUGUCUCCACCCGAUUCAUGGCCAUCCACGAGGAAAAGUCCAGAAUGACGUACAUCAUAGACGAAAAGUGCAACGAAGUCCGGAAAUAUCAGCGGGAAUGCGAAAAGUAUAAAACAGAGAUGGGCCACCUGGAGUCCAAGCUCAAGUAUCACAUGAACAAGCUGAACAUCGAAACGGAGGCAAAGGCGGCACUUGAGCGCAAGCUGGAGGAGGAAAGAAAUGCACCGAAUAAGCUGGAGGAGAAGGCCAAUGAGAAGCUUAGGAUGGAAUUUGAAGCCAAUACAAUACUCUUGAAGCACGAGAUCACAAGCAAGACUGAGGCCCUAGACAAAGUCACCAAAGAGCAGCAAAAACAAAGUGAAGCCAACAAAGAGCUGCAGCAGCAACUACAAGAGCUCGCCUUGGAGCAUACUCAACUUACGGAGGAGUUUAAACGGGUUCGAGAGCAGCACAAUGGAGUGGAGGCGGCCUACAGCGAUGAGCUGCUCAAUGCGGCCAAGCUAAGGGGACAACUCGAAGAACUACAACUGCUGCGUACCCAGAACACCAUCAACGAAGAAAAGCUAUCGGAACAGCAGGCGAGAGUGCAGCAACUGGAACUGCAGGCGCAGGAAAACGAAGCCGAUUUAGAGCAGCUGAAAGUCAAGAAACAGGAAUUGCUCACUAUCAACAAGGAGAUGAGCGAGCUGAUCGUGUGCCUGCAGAACGACAUUUGUCAAGCGGAAUCAAAGGCUCAGGGUCUCGAGGCGGAGAACAAGCUGAUGCAGCAGGAGAAGCGCGGCUACGACUGCAGAUACGGGGAACUGGAGCAGCAGCUUAACUCCGAGGCGGCGGAGAAGAAUGAGGAGCAGCUGCUGCUGGCCAAACAUCUUUCCGAGAAGACCAAGCUGUACGAACUGACGAAGCAGAAACUAGACAAUGUGCAGGGCGACUUUGAGGCCACCCAACACAAGCAUGCCACCGUCGUCAAAGAGCUCCAGAGGGAGCUGCAAAAGUACAAAAAGGGCAUUGCCGAGCCCAAGGGUGGGAUCAGCUACUGCAGCAACUGCCAGCAGGCCCUGAACGGGGGCUAUCCGCACGAGCAACAGCGCACCCACAGCCGCACCAGCAGCCAUGGCAGCGUGCACAGCGGGAGCCGGCGGGCCAGCGAAUCCUCAGAGUCCGAAACUGUGGCCAGCAGUGCGACAGCAGUGCCGACGCCUGGGACGCAACAGGUGGACCUACAGGCGGUGCCGUCCAAGAAGGUUCUCGUCGAACGUAUUCUCCGGCUGCAGCAGGCGACGGCGCGGCAAACGGAACGGAUCGAGUUCCUGGAAAACCACACGGCCGCCCUGGUGUCUGAGGUGCAGAAAAAGUCCAAAGUCGUCCAGCACUACAUGCUCAGAGAUCAGACGGCGGGCGCUCUCACCUCCUCGAAGAGCGACCAGAACAAGAGCGAGCUCGUGAAGUACGGCAACGGGAUCAUGGCCGCCAUCUACGGGGGCUCCAAGGGUGGCGAGAGCAAGGGCAUGUCCCUGGAACUGUCGCUGGAGAUCAACAAGAAGCUGCAGACCGUGCUGGAGGACACGCUGCUGAAGAACAUAACGCUCAAGGAGAACCUCGACAUGCUGGGCAUCGAGGUGGACAAUCUGACGCGCAAGCUGCGCGCCCUGGAGGCCUCCAAAUGAUCCACGUCCACUUCCAAGUCCAAGCCCAUCCAUUCCAGAGUCUAAUCCAUGUAAAUACAGAUUAUUUGUAAACAAAUUCUUCGUUGUGCUUAAGGUAAAAUGUAUAUUAAAUGUAUUUAAUAUUUUAA
Drosophila obscura is the source of this 2536-nucleotide messenger RNA. It is a transcript of the gene Golgin104, whose product is annotated as coiled-coil domain-containing protein 186. Gene Ontology annotation, biological process: vesicle cytoskeletal trafficking. NCBI's taxonomy places the organism in Eukaryota, Metazoa, Arthropoda, Insecta, Diptera, Drosophilidae. Gene Ontology annotation, cellular component: trans-Golgi network. The record is from RefSeq and is a predicted model, not a curated record. Bases 69 to 2408 code for a protein of 779 amino acids. The transcript has 7 exons. Gene Ontology annotation, molecular function: small GTPase binding.